UGAUUUGGCCUGUUUACUCAGCGGCCAUGGACGCUGCAUCGAUCUGUAUAGUCAGUUUUCCCGUGUAUACUAUACCGCACAUCAUAAAUCCAGCCCAUUUCACAGUUCACACAACGGCUGCAUAACAGCUGCCCGCGCGUGUGAAAGACCGCCCGGCACUUCUCACCCCUUAUUGGUCGAUAUUUCACACCAUCGCCCACCCGGUUCCCCGGGCCUAACACGGCGAUAUUUUACACACUCGGCGCCCAUCAUCGCCUCCUAAUCCUGCAGUAACCGUUCAGCAGCAUCCCCGGCAAUUGGCAGUCACGGCGUGCGGUGCACAGUUAAGCGGGUUAAAUGAUCCACACAUGAUAUUUGGACAUCUAUGGCCCGUCAUACGCCCGGCAUUAUACGCUGCUAUUCAGUUGGCGCUCAGUUUUUGUCGUUGAUAGUUUAGACGAAUUAGCCGCUUGGUCACACACUCACAUCUAGCACAUCUUCACCCUGAACCGCGUUGCCGUAUAUUUCAACCCAGCAGGCCGACUACAUGGAUGGCUGUUGACCCGUGGCCUGGAUUUUUUUCCUCAUCAUUUAUCUCCUUCACACAAAUGUUUUUACCGGCUCUUCCAUUACACUUAAUUGCCGUCAUAGGUGUAUUGUCAUAACCAGCGGCACGGCAUAGUCGAGCGUUGCUUACGCGCCGUGUGCGCGCUCCCUAAUCUAUCAAUGGAGGCCACUCAUUUUGUCCGAUUAGGCUGGAUGGUGUGUGGCAGCUAAAUGGGAAUAUGAUGCGUGCCACUGUAUGGGCUCGGUGCUGCUGCUGCUGUUGUUGCUUGAAUAAAGCCGGUCUCUAUAUGUGUGUGGCUGUAUUUAUUGUGGGAGCGAUUGCAUGUCGCUGUCGUCAUGUCGCAUCCGUGGAUGUUUAUUGCUCAGAUGCAGUGUUAUGUCAUUAGCGUAAUCCUGCUAUCGGAUUUCUCAAAGUUUUCUUCCGCUCAGUUUAAUGUUCCCAAAGCCUCGGAUGAUCUGCCGAUUAAGCCGCUACAGGAAUCACCCGAUCCCAAGUACGACCCGGCUCCCACCGAUCUCAGCCCGAAUAUCCUCAAACAGCAGCUGGGCGGGGAUUUCGUCCCCAAGUACAUGUCCGUCUCGCGGCCACUAGAGAGCAUCAUCAAGCCCAACGGCAGUCUGGACUAUUCCACUUACCACAUUCCGCAGGAGAUUAAACAGUUGCGCUUCGCCAAAUUCCCGGGAAAAUUCGGCGGGAAAGCGCGCCGGUCAUUCCGCAAGAAGAUCCGGCAGUUUUUGGCGGCGUAUACUUUUUGCCCGAUUAAUUACCGCUGGACGGAUUUGGGAGUGCGAUUUUUCCCCCGCUGGAUCCGCCAGGGUGUGUGCUAUAAUGAACCCGGACAUUCCUGCAGUAUACCGGCAUCCAAUAAGUGCCAGUCAUCUAAAUCACAGAAUCUCCGCUUACUGCGGUGGCACUGCCGCAAUUGGGACCGCGGUCUAUUCUGCCGGUGGAUCUCCAUCUGGUAUCCCAUAAUCACUGCCUGUGAAUGCAAAUGUUGAAACAAAUGGUUUUUCUCUCUUUUGAUGACGUGUUUCCUCUGACCUUUCUUUUACUGGUGCAUUUGGAGGAUUAGCAAUCUGGAACAGUAUAUGCAUUUGUAAUGCCGUGUAUACUUUACCCGGCGUGUGUAUGGAAAUUAGCUACAAGCACCUUUCAUCAGUCAAUUGAUUUAUUGGAAAGUUUUUGUGCCUAGACGUGUAAUACACUGCCAAACAUGUAGGUUCAACGGGUUAGGAAAACUGAGCAAUAAAUGAAUUGGUGAGCGCGCUGAUCGCUUGUAUUAAUGAUGUUCUACGUAUUGUGGCAGAUUGGAGCAACCGGAUGCGAAAAAAGCAGGCCGCGUUGACAAUAAUCUCCCGGUUUGUUGAUAGAAAUGUUGUUUCUUGUCAAUGGUAUCAACGUGCAAGAAAAAGCAGCGGAACGUGAUGGGAAAGUGUUUAGCCACGAUAACAGCUUAUAGUGAUUUUAGUGA
This is a messenger RNA of Paramacrobiotus metropolitanus, 2018 nucleotides long. RefSeq names its product noggin-like. The record is from RefSeq and is a predicted model, not a curated record. The coding region runs from base 883 to 1545 and encodes 220 amino acids. The transcript has a single exon. NCBI's taxonomy places the organism in Eukaryota, Metazoa, Tardigrada, Eutardigrada, Parachela, Macrobiotidae. Gene Ontology annotation, biological process: osteoblast differentiation; negative regulation of cell differentiation; dorsal/ventral pattern formation.